AUGGAACAUAAUAAUAAUCCAGGAACACCUCAAAUGUCAUCUGAAUUCCCAGCUUCAACUACUCAAACUAGUAGUUCAGCAGCUGCAUAUGAUAACUCAUCUCACUUUGAAAAAGAACAAUCUUUAAUGAGAUGGGAACAAGAUUUAAAACUUAGAGAAAGAGCUCUAGCAAAUAAUCAAUCUGCUGCCGAUAUUACAGGUCCUCAUGUUGUAGUUCCAGCUCCAGCAACUGCUCAUCCAAGACAAGCAAAUUUCCCUUCUUCUUAUCCAAUGAUUCGUCUCAAUCUUGAAGAAGAUAUUGCAAUUCGUGAAUAUCGUCAAAUUGUUAAAUUUGGUAUUUUCGUUUUCCUUUGGGAAGCUGCUGCAUUAGUUUACAAUUGGGUCGUAUCAAUUGGUACAAUUGUUUAUUCUGCAGUUGAUAAUUUUUUCCUUGCUCUCUUUUAUAUGAUUGUUGGUGUACCAACAUUAUAUUUUUUAACAAGAAAGCUUUAUAGAGCUGCAUCAGUACCAGAAAGAGCAAGAAAAUCAUACGCUUACUUAAUGGCUCUUUUGGGUGUAGUUUUAUUCAACAUUAUCUUUUUCGUUGGUUUCAAACGUUCCGGUAUGAAUGGUUUAAUUUGGGUUAUUUCACUUUUCCACAAUGAUCAUAAUGCAGUUGGUGCCAUGGCUACUGUUUCUUUAUUCUUUUGGUUCGUUGGUGUUUUCCUCACUAUUGCCCUCUUCAUCAUGUAUUUAAGAUUAAAUAACACCAAGAGACAAAGAGGUGAAAUUCAAAAUGCUGGUUUCCGUGAAUACAUCAAGUCUCGUUAA
This is a messenger RNA of Dictyostelium discoideum AX4, 810 nucleotides long. RefSeq names its product spore coat protein (gene spiA). Gene Ontology annotation, biological process: protein transport. Lineage: Eukaryota; Evosea; Eumycetozoa; Dictyosteliales; Dictyosteliaceae. The coding region runs from base 1 to 810 and encodes 269 amino acids. The transcript has 2 exons. Gene Ontology annotation, cellular component: membrane. The record is from RefSeq and is a predicted model, not a curated record.